AUGGCAACAUACGGUACUCAAAUCUCGCAUGUACGGGAGUACUAUUGUCAGUACACAGAUCAAAUACACAAGAAACACAAGUCGUGGCAUGAUGGAACCAUGAAAUUUUACCAACUUAACCAUAAAUUCCAACUUUUCUCAAUAGAUGGAGGAAUGCUGCUGGGCAGUACAAUCAUAACGAAUUCUCGUCGCGUGGAAUAUAUUUUGGAUGCCAAUGGGUUUAACAAGGAGGAACACAAGAUUUUUGGUCAAUUUCUUGUGAUGAUAGAUCGCUUACAGUGUGAAUACGACAGAGACAUCAGUGGGAAAGCGAGGAAAACUUCAGCUUCUUACAACGUCAAGAAAUACAUCGAAGAUGUGGGCCAUCCAGAGAACGGUAACUCGAAUCCUAGCAAUACUUCAACUCCCGUCGUUCGCCAUAACGAUAGUCUGGCUUUGAAGUUUAACAAACCGUUUCGACGACCACUUGCAAAACGACCCCAGAACAAAGUGCCAGUAAAACAGCGAGCACUCACGAGUUCCAAGCCAGUUUAUAACGAAAAAGGCCUGGAACUGAACACGCCAGUGUUGAAAAAUGAAAAGUCCUAUUCCACGAUAGAGAAUGCGCCUGUAUCGCUUACAAUUGACAUGUCAGGAUCCAAGAAAUCUAUUAGAGCAUCCAGGUUUCAUUCUGGAAACCAAGAUCAAACUGAACAGCUACUGGAUCUCAAAGUCACAUCCAAAUUGAAUAAAAAGUGCCCGAAUCACAAGCUACAGCGACAAUUGUCAUUACCAGAGACAAAACCAAUCGAACCCAUAUCACCCACGCUAAGAGCGGCAACGCAAUUCAGGGUUCAUCGGAAAAGCAUUUUAUUGAAGCACGAUCCUAUCGUGCUCGGAAAACGACAUAGCAUCAACAAAUGA
Molecule: messenger RNA, 903 nt
Organism: Lachancea lanzarotensis
Lineage: Eukaryota; Fungi; Ascomycota; Saccharomycetes; Saccharomycetales; Saccharomycetaceae
Gene: MTE1
Product: LALA0S08e07712g1_1
Exons: 1
Coding region: 1-903 (300 amino acids)
Source: RefSeq, a predicted model, not a curated record